GUACGUUUGGCUCCCCCCUUGUCGCCGUCCGGCACGUGCCUCCCUCGGAUUUGUAGUGAAGUUCGAACUGGGUCUAAGGACUCCGUCCUUCUUUACCAAAGAGCUGGGGGGCCUUGGGGGAGGGAAGUUUCGAAAAUCUCGCGUUUGGGAAGCGAGGGACUUAUUGAUCUCCGGUUGGUGGUUCUUCUUCUCUAUAUUCGGAUUGUUCUCUUCUCUCGCUGUCAACAGAUCUUCGGAGUUAUGGCAGACAAAGCUCCAGAGACUCCAAAAACACCGGGCUGUGAUGCUUACUUUGAGAAGAUACAGUCACGAAAAAAGCUGCCGUUUACACUGCAGGAAGCCUUGACAAAUGCAUUUGCUAAUAUUCCAGUUUCAUCAUUCCCCCAAGUGCCAGGGGGGAAAGUGAUUGAAAUUCCAGCAGACACACCAAUUGUAGAAGCUGUGAAAAUUCUCUCAGAACAAAAUAUCAUGUCUGCUCCUGUAAGGAAUCCAGAUGCUGGAACGAGUCUAGACUGGAGGGAUCGCUACCUAGGAAUUAUAGAUUAUUCUGCAAUCAUUCUUUGGGUGUUAGAGAAUGCAGAGAUUGCUGCUGUUGCUUUGUCUGCUGGAUCAGCUACUGCUGCUGGUGUUGGUGUAGGUGCACUUGGUGCUAUUGGGGCUCUGGCCUUGGGUGCAACUGGUCCAGUGGCAGUAGCUGGGCUUACUGUUGCUGCUGUUGGAGCAGCCGUUGCUGGAGGCAUGGUUGCAGAAAGGGGAGCAGGAAAGGAUGCCCCUACUGCAGCUGGUCAGCUGGGAGAGGACUUUUACAAAGUAAUCGUUCAGGAAGAACCAUUUAAGUCAGCCACUGUACAAUCAAUUAUCAAGUCGUUCCGCUGGGCUCCCUUUCUUCCAGUUGCAUUAGACAGUUCCAUGUUGACUGUUUUGCUUUUACUCUCAAAGUAUAGACUGAGGAGUGUUCCUGUGAUUGAAACUGGCAAACCCUUUGUAAGAAACUUCAUUACUCAGUCUGCUGUAGUCCAGGGCCUACGAGGAUGCAGAGGAAGGGAUUGGUUUGAUUCCAUCUCUGGACAGUCACUUUCUGAUUUCGGACUUCCAUUCAUGCCCUCUGAUGAGGUUAUUAGUGUCAAGGGAGAUGAGCUAAUUUUGGAAGCUUUCAAGCUUAUGAAAGAUAACGAAAUUGGUGGAGUGCCAGUUUUAGAUGGAUCCAGUAAGAAGAUUAUUGGUAAUAUAAGCAUCCGAGACAUCAGGUUCCUGCUUCUUAGAGCUGGGGUUUUCUCUAACUUCAGGCAACUGACAGUCACAGAUUUCAUGGACACUAUCGCUUCAAUCACUGAGACAGAGGGAGCCAAUGCUGCAAUGAAGCCCGCAGUUACAUGCAGGGUCGACACAACCCUUGGGAGUGUAAUAGAAACCUUAGCAACCCGGCACAUACACAGGGUUUAUGUGGUCAAUGAUGAGGAUGAGGUUACUGGUGUGGUGACACUUCGUGAUGUUAUCUCGUGCUUUAUUUACGAACCACCAAACCACUUUGAUAAUUAUCUGGGGUUCGCUGUGAAGGAAAUGCUAAAUAAAUAGUCAUAUUGUACACAUGCUUUGCAUGAAACAUACUGAAUCAUCUUUUUAUGCCUUUAUUUUUUUUUUACUUCUCAUUGUGUACUAUUAUCAUCUUGUGUGCUACCUUCAUUAAUUUUGAUGUAUCUCACGGAAUGAACAAAGAAAAUACAUUUGUAAUUUCAUGAUGUAGAUAUUAGUGGUUCACAAACGGUACUUAGUGCUUGCGAUUUCUUCAUUC
This is a messenger RNA of Nymphaea colorata (pocket water lily), 1792 nucleotides long. Its product is annotated as SNF1-related protein kinase regulatory subunit gamma-1-like. The transcript is spliced from 6 exons. The record is from RefSeq and is a predicted model, not a curated record. Bases 241 to 1575 code for a protein of 444 amino acids. Lineage: Eukaryota; Viridiplantae; Streptophyta; Magnoliopsida; Nymphaeales; Nymphaeaceae.